Molecule: messenger RNA, 1879 nt
Organism: Doryrhamphus excisus (bluestripe pipefish)
Lineage: Eukaryota; Metazoa; Chordata; Actinopteri; Syngnathiformes; Syngnathidae
Source: RefSeq, a predicted model, not a curated record
ACCUCCCCCGGUUUCCCCGUCUCACCUCCAGAGGGGCGGCCAGCUCCGGGAACAGGUCCUCGGCGUCCUCCAGCUCCUGGAAGCCGCUGUGGUCGGGCGUAGGCUCCCUGGCUGUGUCCGCCAUGUUUUUUGUGGUUCCAGAGAAGCGACGCUCGAAAGCUAAGGUGCUAAGCUAACGUGCUAACAAGCGGACAGCUCGCCGCCUGACUGACAGGCGCGAGGGGCGGGGGCAAGGAGUCAGGUGGAGUUCCGGUGUGGUCAUGUGACGGAGAGUCACGUGGGAGGAAGACUGCAACACACAAUAGGCGGUAUCACUCCUCGCCUCGUUGAAGCCCCUCUUUGAAAACGAUAAAAUCAAAACCUUUUCAUCUUUAUAAACUUUGAUCAUCAGAAGACAUGCAGGAGAAGUCCUUCCAGACGGACGAGUGGAUGGAGUCCACGACCGGCGACUCGGGCACCAACACGGACACGGACUGGGGGGCGCAGGUGGCGGCCAUGUUGGCGUACAGCGAGGUCCUGGCCAGAGAACACAAAGAGCUGGUGAAGAGGCGGGAACAGGACGAAGGCGAGCGAGGCAAGCAGACGCAGCAGCUGGAGAAGAAGAAGGCGCAGGCCACACGCCAGCAUCAGGUCCUGCUGGAGAAGCUGGACUCGCUUCGAGUGAAGCUGCAGCUGAACAACUCCAAGAGCAGCAGGAAGAACUUCCUGUCCAAGAAGCAGGAGUUGACCUCGGAGAGGAGCCGCGCUGAGGAGGAGGAGAACAGGCUGGCCAGGGAGCUGCAGGAGACCGACGCCAAGCUGGCGGCGCUGAUGGAGGAGCAGAGCGAGGAGCAACGGCGCUGGAAGGAGGAGCUGGAGAAGCAGAGGGAGGAGCUGCAGCGAGUCGCCAAGGAGGCCAAGGAGGCGGAGAAGGCGGCCCUGCAGGACGAGCUGGCCGCCGUGAAGAUGCAGCGGGACGUGGCCAUGGGGCGCAUCAAGACCUGGCUCGCCGAGGUGGUCCAGUACCUGGGCGUCCUGCAGGAGGCCUUCCCUCAUCAGUACCAGCAGGAGAAGCCCGGCUGGGCCGGCAAGGAGGCCGCCGUGCGCCAGAACCAGGACGAGCUGCAGAAACGCUUCCAGGAAGUCCUGCAGCAGCUCCAGCAGGGCCGCGACCUGGAAUCCCUCCCCAGGAUCAACGUGCCCACCCUGCCGCACAUCCCCAUGGCCGACCUCAAGUUCAGACAGCUGAUGGCCUCGCUGUGUCCCACCCCCCCAUACAGACACCCACUCUCUUACCAGCCGCCCCCUCAGCACCGCCCCAGACACUACCCGCCGCCCCCGCACUACCUGCAGCGCCACCCCGCGCCCCCGCAGCUGUACUCCCCUUACGUCAGGGCUCCUGCCAGGGUGACCCCGCCUCCCAGCCACUCGCCGACCCCGCCCGCCUACCCGCCGCUUGCCUCCACGCCCCCCCCGUCCUCCGGCCCCCUGGACAAGGUGCUGGACAAGCUGGGGGCUCGCUUCCCGCACUGCAGCAGAAACCAGCUGACGCGGGUGCUGCAGCAGGUGAAGACCGCCCGAGGAACACUGGCGGGGAUGUCCGUGGACCAGCUGACCGAGCAGGUGGGCCUCAAGCUGGCCCAAGCUGGCGACGCCCUCCCGAAGGGGCCGCCGCACGGCGCCGCCGGACCCAGCAAGCUGUGCCUCAUCUGCCAGAACGCCGUGGACCCCGACAGUCGCCACCCGCUGAGCUGCUCCCACACCAUCCACAGGGACUGCAUCCGCAUCUGGAUCCAGUCCAGACCCCACAACGCCUGCCCCUUCUGUGCCACCAAGUGAAGCAGUGCGCCCCUUUUUUGUGUCCUACUUAAGAUGCUUUGCAAUAAAAUGGUUGAAGUGA